Molecule: messenger RNA, 1631 nt
Organism: Trichoplusia ni (cabbage looper)
Lineage: Eukaryota; Metazoa; Arthropoda; Insecta; Lepidoptera; Noctuidae
Product: plasmolipin-like
Exons: 4
Coding region: 208-666 (152 amino acids)
Cellular component (GO): membrane
Source: RefSeq, a predicted model, not a curated record
AUGUCAUUCACUUGUUGAAUGUUGAUUGUUCUAGGAUAUCAUCGUGUCGUGUAAACUUGCAGUGGAUUUUUAUUCCAAUUCGUUAAGAAUCCAGGAAAACAGUUCUAUCUAUUCCGAGUGUAAUGUAAAAUACUGGUGUUAAGAUCUGGCAUCUACAGGUUGCCGUGAAUGAAGACUUCGUACCCUACUGUAAGUAUUUAAGUCAGGAUGAACUACAACAGCAACCCAGAGUCACCUGCAGACAGACCAGCCAAGGUCCUCAGGCUUGAUAAAGGAUAUAUUAAAACUAUACCUGGUAUAUUGAAACUAGUGCAGCUGGCCUGCAACUUUAUAGGUUUCAUUUGCAUCAAGAUAUCGUGGACAUGGGUGUCGGCAAUCUUUUACAACAUCCUGUACUGGGUGGCCAACAUCAUCACAGCGCUGAUACUCUUCAUGUACACAUUCCAUGUCAUUGAGAAGUAUGAUAGACUGCCGUGGCUGAAGCUUGAGUUCUUCUACUGUGUCAUAGUAUGUUUGACAUACAUUGGCUGCUCAAUAUUUGCCACUACCAUUGGUGAGAGUGUGGGUUAUGCAGUUGGGUUCUUCGGUCUCUGCGCAAUCAUAGCGUAUGGUUUCGACGGCUUCUUGAAGUACAAGGCGUGGAAGAGAGGGCUCCCACCGCAGUAAACACGUGAGACUCGAUGAGACCUACCUCUAGUUAUUCACAUCGCGUGUAACGGCGCCGUCAUUGACACUGCAUUAUUUUUGACUAAAUGGAAUUGAGGGGAAAACAGCACAUUCGUCUGGAUUCGUUGUUUUCCCUACAACAAUUUGUUGGUAGUAAUUUAGUGCUAGCCUAAAGCAGAUGCUAGAUGUGUGUUUUCGCUUAGCGUAAUAUAUCGGCGAGCAAGAGAGCAGGGUAAUACGUCGGCGCCAUGCAGUUUUAUUUUGUGUAUGUUGCGUUUAAGAGUAAGUGUGAAAUUUGUUUUAGUAUUUCACUUAUAGUUAAGUAAAAAUUAAUCUAUUUUGAAACCUGAUAAUCAUGUUUGACAUUGUAUCUGUGUUCAUAAGAUGCUGACAUGUGCAUGUGCCUUGAUAUAUCUGAUGUGCCUUUUAUUAUAUUUAAUUAUACAAAGUCAAGAAAACGUUUAUAUAUUUUAUCUAUGUCUUCUGUAAUAUUUAGGUAAUCUAAAAUAUAUUAACAUUUUCUAUAAAAAUAUACCUUUUUAUAUAAUUAUACAUUCAUUAUAUUUGAUAAGGAAACUAUUGAUCCCAAUUCCAACUUUCUUAACCAUUCAAUAAUUACUGGUUAGUAACCACACAGUACAAAGGUUUUCAAUUUGCAAUUUACGGAACGAAACAUUGUGGAUAAACCAAAUAUUAUAAUCUAGGAAAUACCAUAUUAAUGAACAAACAGUUAUGUAUUUUUUCAUACGUUCUCAUAAAUAAACUAUUUGUAACUAUAUUCAUGUUAACAAAACAAAAUGAUUUAAUAUAACAUGGAAUUUAAAAAAAUAACUUUGUUACGAGCCUUUCAAAUAUAAAUUGUAUGUCUAACAUAAAUACAGCUGUACACACAUUAACUUGCUGUGUUGAAAUGCACAAUAAAUACCUUCUGUUAAACAUUUACUAUAAAUAUUUAUAUAUAGUAU